Messenger RNA from Emiliania huxleyi CCMP1516, 1152 nucleotides. RefSeq lists its product as hypothetical. The coding region runs from base 1 to 990 and encodes 329 amino acids. NCBI's taxonomy places the organism in Eukaryota, Haptophyta, Isochrysidales, Noelaerhabdaceae. The transcript has 4 exons. The record is from RefSeq and is a predicted model, not a curated record.
AUGUUGCUGUUUCGUGUCGCGUCCGCGGCUGCUGCGCCCUCCUCCUCGACCACCACGAUUCCGCAUCUGCCGGUCCGGUACGAGCCGCUCAUCUCGCUGGAGCACGUCAACAUCAACGCCGGCGGCACGUGGACGGAGCAGCUCUCGCGCUUCUGGUUCAGCGUGAUGGGCGGCGCCGACGACCCGCGAGGCGCGGUCGUCUGCUCGCAGGUGCAGGCCGCCGGCGGGCCGAUGCAGGGCCUCCACUGGGCGAACUUUGGCCUCCAGCAGUUCCACUUGCCCGUCGGAGAGCCGGAGGACUCCGUGCAGGUCGUGCGAGGCGAGGUGGGGCUGGCGUACACCACUGAGGAGCUGGCAGCGCUGCAGCGGCGGCUGGAGGACGCCAGCGCUACGCACGCGGUUGGCGCCGACGGCAGCCUCCGCAUCACCUGCCCGGUUGGCAACCGUCUGCGUGCGGUCGAGUGGGCGGGCGCAGAGACCUGGUUUGGUCCGAAGCUGCUUCUCGACCCGCGCGAGGAGAGGCCGCUGCCCGGCGGUCCGUCGCGAGGGCUGGGCAUCCAGUACGUGCGCUUCGACGUCCCAGAAGGCGCCGCCGCCGGCAUCUGCCGCUUCUAUUUGCGGCUCUUUGGCGCCACCGCCGAGGUUGGCCGAGAGGGGAGGCGGCCCGUCUGCGUGGUGCGGCUCGGGCACCACCAGUCGCUGCAGUUCGCGGAGGCGCUGCCAGGCGAGCCGCCCGUCCGCCGGUACGACGGCCACCACGUCGCGCUCUACACAAACGACUUCGCCGCCGUGUACGAGCGCAGCCGCGAGGCGGGCCUGGACACGGGCGAGCUCCUCUACACGCUCGAGCACGAGGUGCGUUCCGUGAUGCACCCCGGCUUCUCCUGCCGCCACUGGAUCGCCGCUGAGGGGGAGGCGGCGAAGGAGAUGGUCGGGGACUACCCGACCGCGCCUGCUUCGCCCGCCUUCCCAGACCGAGAGGAGCUGUGACUAUGGUUUCGUGGUGUACACAUCUGUACAAGGGUGUGUGCGCGCUCGGGCAACGUCUUUCGUUGCUCUCGCGCUCGAGAGCGAGAGAGAGUGCGCCUGUGCCGGAGAAGACUGCAUCGCAUUGUCCCCGUUUCCUUUUGCAACGGUCAACGGACUGUGAAC